AUGAUUUCGCUUGAUCGUGCUGUUGCAGUGCUGAUUGCAGCGGUGCUGCUGCAAGCCCUUCUACGCCUUCGCAGUACUGCUGAGGUGUGGCGAAGCAAUGUGACAGCCGAGCUUUCCAUGGCAGCUUCCCUGCUCGAGAUGGGAGGGGGCCAGGCCUCGGAGUCCUCGGAGCCUUUGCUGCCCUCCGCGCUGCGAACCUUAGCCGAUCGCAAGGAACUGGUCGAAGGACAGAUCGCCGAAUACGACGGGAUGCCCUGGUUUCAGCGUGCUCUCUUCGACACCUCGGCUUUUCAGGCCCACGCGGAUUGGCUGAAGGAGUGGAGACAGGAGUGGGCUGCGAAGAUCCGGCCCAGCUCCGGACCGCGGAUCGCGGCGGAGAUCCCCAAAGCACGGGAAAAGGCAGAUGCGGAGGAGGACGCAGACGAUGCAGACGAUGCAGACGCAGGCUUAUCCAACUUCAAGUUGCCGGCUGUUGCCGCAGCCAAGGCUGCCCUCGAAAAGUUCGGGACUGAUUGGCAAGCUGCUGGAAUGGACUCGGUGGUUGAGGAGGUUGUGAAUCUAAUGCAGUCAGAUCCACAAAAUGCCUUCGUGCAAGAGCGCGGCUGCGAGUCGUUGCGAUACCUCUGCACCGAUGACGAGAGCCGGCAAGCUGUGGCAGCAAAGGAUGCCAUUCCAACGAUUCUGAGGUCCAUGGAGUUAAACGAGAACGAGUCCGAAGUGCAGGGAUACUGCUGUGGGACACUGGUUCAUCUGGCAGCCACGGCAUCGACUCGUCGGAGCAUCGUGCAAGCGAAGGGCCUGGAGGCGAUUCUGCGAGCCAUGCAGAUGCAUCCCAGCAAUGCCUUCGUUCAGUUCAAAGCCUGCGCGGCUUUGGCAAAUGUUGCAGCUACGAGCCAAGAACAGUCCUUGCUGGCUUCGCUGGGUGGAGGAGAGAUGGUUCUGAAAACGAUGCGCCUGCACGUGCACGAUCUCUCAGUGCUUGAAUACUGUCUGGGUGCGCUGCACAACCUGGCCACGUACCAGGGAAACCAGGCUGCCCUGCGCACGGCUGGCGCCGUUCGCGUUCUGAGAGAUGCAGUGCGGCUUCACCCACAAAACCAUCAGGUCCAACAGGUCGGGAAGAAGACCAUCCGGCUCUUGAAAGGACGUAAUGCUGCGAAAACCUUCAAAGCGAUGGUGGACGGCGCCGACCGCGACAAGGCCCUGGAGAUCGUCACUCGGCACCCGGGCAUCCUCGCUGCGGGGCCGGACGUGAAGGACAACAUGCUCCAGGCGGACGUGGCCUCGAACGCCAUCAAUGCCGCGAGGAGCUUGGGCAACUUGUUCAGAUAG
Molecule: messenger RNA, 1332 nt
Organism: Symbiodinium sp. CCMP2592
Lineage: Eukaryota; Dinophyceae; Suessiales; Symbiodiniaceae
Source: the annotation of a GenBank genome assembly